Molecule: messenger RNA, 2499 nt
Organism: Xyrauchen texanus (razorback sucker)
Lineage: Eukaryota; Metazoa; Chordata; Actinopteri; Cypriniformes; Catostomidae
Gene: rnf144ab
Product: ring finger protein 144ab
Exons: 8
Coding region: 249-1130 (293 amino acids)
Biological process (GO): ubiquitin-dependent protein catabolic process; positive regulation of proteasomal ubiquitin-dependent protein catabolic process; protein polyubiquitination
Cellular component (GO): ubiquitin ligase complex; Golgi apparatus; cytoplasm
Molecular function (GO): ubiquitin protein ligase activity; zinc ion binding; ubiquitin conjugating enzyme binding
Source: RefSeq, a predicted model, not a curated record
CGCAGCUCCAGAGAGUCACAGCGAGCAGUCCUACCAGCUGAUUUUAAUUAGAGCAUAAACGGCUUUUCUUGAAUUUCAUAUAUGAAUCCCUUUCUUUGCUGGCUUGUGAGCCAUGGUAUAUCAAUUUAUCUGCGACAAAUAUGGACCUAAAUUAAUGCAUUGCGCUUAGUUAUGCGUGGAGCUUUUCUUAUUUCAGUAACGGAUUGACAACUGAUAGAUUCAACCCAAGUGUCCCAGAUCCGUGUACCAUGAACUGCUCUCGCUAUGAACCCAGCUGGGACGUGGACCUGGCACCCCUUCUUUCCUGUAAACUGUGCCUGGGAGAGUUUCCUCUGGAACAGAUGACCACCAUUUCCCAGUGCCAAUGCAUAUUCUGCAGUCUGUGUUUGAAGCAAUAUGUUGAGCUGCUCAUUAAAGAUGGCCUCGAAACGGCUAUUAGCUGUCCGGAUUCUACCUGCCCAAAAAGGGGACAUUUACUGGAAAAUGAGAUUGAAGGUAUGGUGGCUGUCGAGGUCAUGCAACGUUAUAAGAGAUUCCAGUUUGAGCGUGAGGUGCUCCUGGAUCCUUGUCGGACCUGGUGCCCGUCCUCCUCCUGCCAAGCAGUGUGCCAGCUGAAGGAAGCAGAAGUGCAAAUGCCACAGCCAGUACAGUGCCCUCAGUGCAGCCUUCGUUUCUGCUCUUCCUGCAGGGAAGAAUGCCACACAGGACAGGCAUGUCAGGAGAGCCUUCCUAUUACCACCUUCUUGCCCAGGGAGAACAGCUACAGCCUCAAGAAUCAGGAUGACGAGGCUCCAAUCAAAUGCUGUCCUAAAUGUAAAGUGUACAUUGAGAGAGACGAGGGCUGUGCCCAGAUGAUGUGUAAGAAGUGUAAGCAUGCCUUCUGCUGGUACUGCCUGGAGUCACUGGAUGAUGACUUCUUACUGAUCCACUAUGAUAAAGGUCCGUGCCGGAACAAACUGGGUCAUUCCCGAGCCUCCGUUAUCUGGCAUCGGACACAGGUUGUAGGGAUCUUUGCUGGCUUCGGUCUACUCUUGUUAGUGGCCUCCCCCUUCAUUUUGCUGGCCACUCCCUUUGUGCUCUGCUGCAAAUGCAAGUGUAAACAUGGCAACGACGACCCUCUUCCUUCCUAGAGCUCCAUCCUUGCUUCAAGAUGUCACUUUCGGCACAUUUGACUAUCCCGUCUUGGAGCUCUCUGUGGAAUUCCAGCAGGGGCACUCUUCUAUCUGUGAGAUAUCUGAGCUGAAUUAAAAUGUUGACUGACAUAAAAAGGUGUUUUGCAGAGAAAAAGAUGAGCCAUUAGAGGCAAGCUGAAAGUGUUUGUAAGCAAGCACAGUUUAUUUAGGAGGGUUUGGUUAUGACAACAGUUGUCUUUUGUUAUACACUGUUGUCUUUUUCUUUUGUUAUACACUGAAUGGAUCUCAUUCACUAUUCACUACUUCAUCGCUUUGUGUUAAGGGAUUUUUUAUGUUGUUUAUCAAGAAUAUAACAGAUAAUAAUUAUAUUGACUACAGACUACAAGGGCUUCAUUCGUAAAAGUUCUUCAUUCAUACAUUUCUUGUAUCACAACCUCAAUAUUUCAGCCAAUUUUUAAAUCUGGUUGCAUAUGCAUGCUAAAGACUGCGAAAGUUUCACUUAUUGAACAGGCCAUAGCUACCACUUAUUUCUAUAUGCUUCCUAUAAGCUCUUUCUUGGGUCAGUAAAACCCUGUUAUUCGAUUUGAAUCAACUCCGAUACUUUACACGCACCACAAAUGUAGCAUAUUUGCCACCUGAUGCCUUGUCAAAGCUUGUAGGCUUGGGUGUUGCCAAAAGAUUACUACUUAGCAUUCAGUUUGUCACAUAUAAGUAUGUUUAUAAUGGAGCUAUCCCAAAUACUUCAUAAACUAGCUAUUUUAUUCAGCUUUUCUCAUUUCAACAGUCGUCAGUGAUGUCAUGUACAGGUGAAUUCUCUUGAUGUCUUUUGUUUAUAUUUCCAACCCAGGAAGGUGCUAUUCCAACCUGUUUUAACUAAAAAUCCAAAUACAACCUGCAUUACCAUGUGCCUGCCAAUUUGGGUCAGAAUAAUCAGACCAGUGAAGCAUAACUUUGUACUUUUCAGGUCACUCUAAGAGUUAUUUAUUUAUUAUUUUUAUUUUUUAGAGUAAUAUUUAUGGGAAAAUGUGCCAAAUGUGAUGUUUGCCCAUUUGUUUCCUUUCUAGCACAUUAAUAUUUGGUUGAUGUUUAUGAACAUAGUUUCUUGUUCUUAUUCCUUCAGUUAAAAAUGCCUUUCUUUUUUCUGUAUUUUGUAAAUUCUACUUGUAAGUGUUUCAACAUACUUUUUGGAGCUGUAACUGUAAAAAUGUGUUAUCACGUUAAAAUAUAUAAUUAUGCUUUAAUGCCCUCUUUUUUUUUUUUUGCACAUUUGAAAAAAACACUUGUAACAUAAACUGUGAAAAGAAAAGAAAAAAAAGACAAGGUUGCCUCUGACUUCCAUUUGUCGGGACAAAAUAAAUUUUUGAAU